Molecule: messenger RNA, 333 nt
Organism: Ilex paraguariensis (yerba mate)
Lineage: Eukaryota; Viridiplantae; Streptophyta; Magnoliopsida; Aquifoliales; Aquifoliaceae
Source: the annotation of a GenBank genome assembly
AUGCUUCAGGAAGAAGUCCAUGAAGGUGGACUUGAGGACAAAGUUCAUGGAACUUUCAUUCAAUAUUAUGGUGAGAAUGAUAUCGGAAAAAAGUGGGUUGACAUUCAAGGGGUAGAGAAGAAGAUGAUGAGAUUGAUGAAGAAGAUGGAUAAACUUUUCCAAUUCCUAAUUCAUGAGCACCGAAAAAUCAGGACCAAAUCAAAUGUAUCAUUGGGUGAAUCAAGCGGAAGUGCAGUUGAGAGGAAGAAGAAGACUUUGAUUGAUGUUAUGUUAUCACUGCAACAAGAGGAAGCUGAAGGGAGAAUAUGGGAGAAGUUCUAUCUCAAGAUUUGA